Triticum dicoccoides is the source of this 1295-nucleotide messenger RNA. RefSeq lists its product as uncharacterized. The coding region runs from base 239 to 1177 and encodes 312 amino acids. The record is from RefSeq and is a predicted model, not a curated record. NCBI's taxonomy places the organism in Eukaryota, Viridiplantae, Streptophyta, Magnoliopsida, Poales, Poaceae. The transcript has 2 exons.
UUGGGCAAAACCGUCCAAUUAUUCUUCGUUCCCGUCAACCCCCUUUCUCCAUCGCCUCCGCCCAAGCCGGAGUUUCCAUUUUUCCUCGCACGAUUGAUGUUCUCGAGACCAGAUAGGUGCACGCAUCCGACUGCAAACGCCAAGGCACCCCAUGACGAUCGAGCAUGGCGGAGCUUACUUCUUGUCCUAGCUAGCGUAGGGAGAGGGGGCGCGAUCUGAUCUGAUCUGUUUCGGCGAGAUGCACAAGCGUUCCAAAUCCUGUGAGCCGUCCAGGAACGAGCAGCGCGGCGGCGUCCAUGGGGCCACGGCCUCCGACGACUCGAUCACGGGAAAGGUGGCGUCGUCGUCCUCGGCGACGGCGCAGUGCUCCACGAUGACGGUGUACCUCGUCAGGAUCAACGGCACCGAGCACCUCGUCACCGCCGUCUGGAACAAGAACAUCAUCAACCAGUCCUUCACCAUCACUAUCGAUCGCCACGGCGACGGCGCCGGCGGCGGGGCCGACGACGGAACGCUCAGCCUCAAGGUGGAGCUGAAGCCGUGGCCGUUCUGGAGCAAGAAGGGCCUCAAGAGCUUCUUCCUCGACGGCCACCGCCUGGACAUCUUCUGGGACCUCCGGUCGGCCAAGUUCCCGGCGAGCAGCCCGGAGCCGGCUAGCGGCUACUUCGUCGCGCUGGUGAGCCAGGAGCAGGUGGUGCUCACGCUCGGCGACCUCAAGAAGGACGCGUACAAGCGGAGCAAGUGCCGGCCGUCGCUGGAGGACGCCGUGCCGUUGUGCCGCCGGGAGACCGUCUUCGGCAGGCGAAGCUUCGUGGCGCGGGCGUGGCUCGACAACAGCAGGAAAGAUCACGACAUUGUCAUCGAGGCCUCGCUAGCCGGGCCAAGGGAACCUGAAAUGGCGAUCACGGUGGACGGCCGCGCCCUGGUGCAGGUCAAGAACCUUCAGUGGAAGUUCCGGGGCAACCAGACGGUGCUCGUCGACCAGUCGCCGGUGCAGGUGCUCUGGGACGUGCACGACUGGAUCUUCGCCGGCCCGGGCUCCCAGGCGGUCUUCGCCUUCAAGCCGGGUGCUCCGCCGGAGGUCGACAGCGACGAGGCCGGGUUGGAGAGCGGGAGAGGCAUUCCCGGUGACCCGGCGGAUUACAGCUUCUUUCUUCAUGCAUGGAAGACGGACUGAGGCUGGGACAUUCAUAUUCUUUUACUUUCAUGUACGGGCGAAAUGGAUUCGUUUAUAUGAAACUGAUAGCUUAUUCAAAAGGAACUUCAAAUCACUAGGCUGAAUGAGGAUAUGCUAU